UCGCGCGUCCCUGCGUCCCGUGUCGGCCGCCUCUUUCACUAUGGAGGGCUCGCCGCGAGCUUGGGCUGGGGCAUGGCCAGCGAGGCCGUGCGGCGCACCGGCCGAGAGCCGUCGUCGGCCUCGCGCUCGCUCCUCAUGAGCGAGGCCAACCUCGAGCGCCUCGUCGCCAAACUCGCAAAGAUGCGUGGCGCCGCCCUCAAGCUCGGACAGUUCCUCAGCAUCCAAGACACCAAGCAGCUACCGCCGCAGCUCGAGGCCAUCCUGCAGCGUGUCCAGAACAGCGCCAACUACAUGCCCGAGUGGCAGACCGAGAAGGUCCUCGUCGACACGCUCGGCGCCGACUGGCGGUCCCACUUUGACGACUUUGACCUGCGCCCGUUCGCCGCCGCCUCGAUCGGCCAAGUGCACGCCGCCACGCUCUCGCCGACCUCGCCCCUCGCCGAGCAGUACCCGGGCGUCGAGCGUCUCGCCGUCAAGGUCCAGUUCCCGGGCGUCCGCGAGUCGAUCACGAGCGACCUCGCCACCUUGCGCUGGCUGCUGCUCGCGAGCGCCGCCCUGCCACGCGGCCUGUACCUCGACAACACGCUGCGCGUCCUCGGGCGCGAGCUCGACGACGAGUGCGACUAUGUCCGCGAGGCCGAGUGCGGCCGCCGCAUGCGCCACGCCAUCGUCAACUCGCCGCUGCGCGCCGACUUUGACGUCCCGCGCGUCGUCGGCGAGCUGAGCGGGCCCAUGGUCCUCACGACCGAGAUGAUGACGGGCCGCCCGCUCAAGGACGUCCUCGACUUGGACCAGCCGGCACGAGACCUGAUCGGCACGCGCAUCAUCCAGCUCUGCAUGCACGAGCUGUUCGACUUUCGGCUCAUGCAGACCGACCCCAACUGGAGCAACUUUCUCUACAACGCCCAGUCGAACAAGCUCGAGCUCAUCGACUUUGGCGCCACCCGCGAGUACUCGGACGCGUUCAUGUCGCUCUACGAGGGCCUGCUCCGGGCAGCUGUCGACGAGGACCGCGAGGCCGCCUUGCGCUUCUCUCGCGAGCUCGGGUACCUCUCAGGCGACGAGAACGAGGUCAUGCUCGACGCGCACCUCGACUCGCUCUUUGCGCUCGCGACGCCGUUCCGUCCGUCGUCGCCCUCGCCGUUCCCGUUCGGCGACCUCGGCCCGCCCAUCACGGCCAAGAUCCGCGCCCAGAUCCCCGUCAUGCUCAAGCACCGCCUCAGGCCUCCUCCCGAGGAGACGUACAGCCUCAACCGCAAACUGAGCGGCGCUUUCCUCCUCUGCGAGCGCUUGGGGAGCCGGGUCCCGGUCCAGGAGGCGUGGCGGGCCGUCUUGAAAUGA
Molecule: messenger RNA, 1341 nt
Organism: Rhodotorula graminis WP1
Lineage: Eukaryota; Fungi; Basidiomycota; Microbotryomycetes; Sporidiobolales; Sporidiobolaceae
Exons: 7
Biological process (GO): ubiquinone biosynthetic process
Cellular component (GO): extrinsic component of mitochondrial inner membrane
Molecular function (GO): kinase activity
Source: RefSeq, a predicted model, not a curated record